AUGGUUGAUAAUACAUUUGAAGGACUUUUCAAACGAAUAAAUGAUCUUGAAUUAAUCCUCUUAGAUGAUAACAAUAAUAAAGUAAACAAUAUUGGUGAUCAUAAUGACGACAAAACAAUAUCAUCACAAAUUAACCAAUUGAAAUCACAAUUAUCUAAAUUAUAUCAACAAUAUCCUGAAUUUCAAAAAUUGAAUAAUAUCAAUUCGCAAUUGAAAAUAUGGAAUAAAUUACACCUUAAUACUUCGACAGCCACAACCACAACCACUACCACGCCUAUCGAUAAAGAAACAAAAUUAGAGUUUUUAAAUCUACUUUAUGAUGAUCUUAUCAAUACUGACAAUUAUGAAAAGAUGAUAAGUAUAAUAAAUUUUCAAUAUGAAUCAAUUAUAAAUGGUAUUAAUAAUAAUUAUUUAUUAUCGUCGGGUUCAAUCAAUGAUACUAGUGAAUUGUUAGCUAAACGAAAGCAGUUGAAUCAAAUUAUGAAAAUCCAUCAAGCAUUAAUAAUUAAAUCAAUGAUUGUAUUAGAACGAUAUAUUCAAUGUACAAUAAGACAAAAUAAAUUUUGGAUUGAUAUUGAUGAUCAAUUGGUGAAAAUUAAUGCCAAAAUUAAACAAUUAGAAUUAUCAAAACUACAAGCCAAUAAAUAUUAA
Molecule: messenger RNA, 651 nt
Organism: Candida albicans SC5314
Lineage: Eukaryota; Fungi; Ascomycota; Pichiomycetes; Serinales; Debaryomycetaceae
Exons: 1
Coding region: 1-651 (216 amino acids)
Source: RefSeq, a predicted model, not a curated record